AUGCAGGUCCCAGCGUAUGAGGGCGACGUCAAUCUUUUCGGUGCCGAGUCGAUUGCCAUCCAUGUAGCAGGAUGUGCUAACACUUGCGCCAAGAACUGUGCUGAAGUCGUACAAUGGUUGCAAUGGGCUGAGGGUCAUCUCCUACCUACAGUUCUGGGAUACGUUCUUCCUUCAGUUUCUGCAGCAAACCUCGACAAGAAAGUCGUUGACACCUACAAGGCAGAGUUAUUGGCGCAGCUUCAACAUCUUGAUGAGGCUCUCCUCAGUAGGACAUACCUUGUUGGAGAGCGCCUUUCCCUGGCAGAUAUCUCCGUUGCUUUGGAUCUUCUACCUGCCUAUCAGCAUGUCUUUGAUGCACCUACCCGCAAGAAGAUCGGUAAUGUCACGAGAUGGUUCCAAACUGUGGUACACCAACCCAUCGUAAAAGAAGUACUUGGUGAAGUUCACCUUUGCGAUAAAGUUUCGCAGUUCAACCGUGAGCAUUUCUCAGAUCGUGCGUUUUUAUUCUAA
Messenger RNA from Strongylus vulgaris, 510 nucleotides. NCBI's taxonomy places the organism in Eukaryota, Metazoa, Nematoda, Chromadorea, Rhabditida, Strongylidae. The record is from the annotation of a GenBank genome assembly.